AUGGUGGUGAUUAAAAAGGAGUUCAAAAUCCUCAUCGUUGCAAACGCGGCACUAAUCAUAUUCAUUCUGUAUUACACAUUCGAUCUGUUAUCGAUGUGUGUUGAUGAUACGAUGAAGGACGCCUUGCUCGAUAAUGAUAUCAAUUCCUCUGCAUCUGUAGAUAAAUCAACGCAACUGAUACCCAAAAUCAUUCAUCAGACCUAUAAGACAGAAGACAUCCCCAAACAAUGGGUGGAGAGUCAAAAAAAAUGUAAAGACCUGCAUCCGGACUAUCAGUAUAUCCUGUGGACCGACGAGAGUUCUAAAUCUUUUAUUGCCGAAGAGUAUCCCUGGUUUUUGGAUACUUUCAACAACUACAGGUAUCCGAUAGAAAGAGCAGAUGCCAUUCGAUAUUUUAUCUUACUGAAAUACGGUGGCGUUUACAUCGAUUUGGACGAUGGCUGUGAGAGGAGGUUAGACCCGUUACUGAAAUACCCUGCCUUUGUGAGAAAGACAUCGCCAACAGGGAUAUCAAACGACGUUAUGGGGAGUGUGCCAAACCACCCGUUCAUAUUGAAGUUGACUAAGUCGCUAAAACAUUACGACAAGAACUGGUACCUACCGUAUUUGAGUAUCUUGGGGUCUACGGGUCCCAUUUUUGUGAGUGUCGUCUGGAAACAAUAUAAAAGAUGGACUACGAUUACCGAGAAUAACGCCGUGAGAAUAUUGCAACCGGAAGACUACAAGAAACACCCGCAUUCGUUUUUCUCCAUUGCCAGAGGUUCAUCUUGGCAUUUGAGUGAUGCAAAUUUCAAUGAAGUCUCUGGGAACCAUAUACUUUCUUGUCGUGGUUAUCGGCUUCGUCUUCGGUUUUCGUUACUGUACCUCGAGUACUGCAUCUACACCUUUUUAUGUUCCAACAAUUUAGGGAAUGUUAAGAGGUUUGGAUUUCAUAUAAAGGAAAAUUUCAAGUCGUGGACUAGUUUCAUCUUUAGACGUGCACCACAAAAAUCAAGCACCACCAUUAUGUUUGAUGAAUCUGUUGAUUUCGACUCUAACAAACACAAAAGGACGCGUAAGGACUCCAACACGCUCUUCCGUAAUGUCAUGGUGGAUUUGGAAAAGAACGAUCCAAACUACACGGAUUUAAGUAACUAA
Huiozyma naganishii CBS 8797 is the source of this 1137-nucleotide messenger RNA. RefSeq names its product mannosylinositol phosphorylceramide synthase catalytic subunit CSH1 (gene CSH1). Gene Ontology annotation, molecular function: mannosyltransferase activity. The record is from RefSeq and is a predicted model, not a curated record. Lineage: Eukaryota; Fungi; Ascomycota; Saccharomycetes; Saccharomycetales; Saccharomycetaceae. Gene Ontology annotation, biological process: mannosyl-inositol phosphorylceramide biosynthetic process. Bases 1 to 1137 code for a protein of 378 amino acids. The transcript has a single exon.